CAAGGAGCAAUCGACCCCCAGGUCUUUCUUCUCUCCAACUGGAACUUAGACCAGUAUGAUUUUCCCUUGCUGGAGGAGACUCUGGAGAAGGACCUCCCCCGUCUACAGAGACUUGUGUUCCUGAUCAGCCUGCCCAACUUCUCUCUGGAAAUCAUAGAGAAGAAGAAAUCUGCUCUGCGUGGGCACUUAUGGAAAAUAUCCCUGGUGUCGGCUUUUAUCAAUGUCCUUCCCAUGGGAGGUGUCUCUCUCGCCUGUGAUGUUGGCCUCCUGUUGGUAUCCAUGAUCGCCUUCUACAAACAAUUCAGCCUUGACGAUGACUCCUUAGGUAAACUGGCCAGGCAGGCUGGGAAGCCCAUGGCAGAGCUCAAGUCUGUUAUCAUCUCACCACAAGGGGAAGUUCUCACCCGAGAUGUAUUAAUGAAGAAGAUUGUCCAGGUUGGGUGCAGCCUCACCCGCUCAGUUGAACAAAACUUUGACCUCGUCCCAGUGAUUAGCACCCUGGGUGCAGCCGGGUUGUCCUUUGCUACGUCCUACUCCAUUCUGUCAAACUUCCUGGAGAAGGUGGCUGAGGAUGCACGAAGGGUUCGCAAGAAAGCUCUGGAGUAA
Terrapene triunguis (Three-toed box turtle) is the source of this 606-nucleotide messenger RNA. Its product is annotated as interferon-inducible GTPase 5-like. Gene Ontology annotation, cellular component: membrane. The annotation marks the transcript as partial. Gene Ontology annotation, molecular function: GTPase activity; GTP binding. The transcript has a single exon. Lineage: Eukaryota; Metazoa; Chordata; Testudines; Emydidae. The record is from RefSeq and is a predicted model, not a curated record.